Populus euphratica (Euphrates poplar) is the source of this 1203-nucleotide messenger RNA. RefSeq names its product adenosine-5'-phosphosulfate (APS) kinase 3 (gene APK3). Gene Ontology annotation, biological process: sulfate assimilation. The record is from RefSeq and is a predicted model, not a curated record. NCBI's taxonomy places the organism in Eukaryota, Viridiplantae, Streptophyta, Magnoliopsida, Malpighiales, Salicaceae. The transcript has 7 exons. Gene Ontology annotation, molecular function: ATP binding; adenylylsulfate kinase activity. The coding region runs from base 201 to 827 and encodes 208 amino acids.
UGAGAACAACAGGCAAAGGGAAGACGCGCUUUAAUUCAAGCCUCAAUGAGACCGUCUCUCCCGGCCACCCUCUACUUGAGUUAAUAAAACACUCUCUCUCUACCUCAAAGAGGGCCAGAAUAGUGCGACACAAUACAAAGGACGUUCAAAGGGCCUCUCUCUUUCUCAAUCUCAGAAAAUAACGGAAGAAUAAGAAUUCAAUGUCUUCUUUGGGGAAUUCCAACAAUAUAUUUUGGCAAGAAUGUCCUGUUGGGAAGUUGGAAAGGCAAAAACUAAUUAACCAGAAGGGAUGUGUUGUAUGGAUUACAGGUCUCAGUGGAUCAGGGAAAAGCACACUGGCAUUUUCGCUAAAUAGACAAUUGUAUUCUAGGGGGAAGCUGUCCUAUGUGCUUGAUGGGGAUAACCUUAGGCAUGGACUGAACAAGGAUCUUGGUUUCAGUGCUGAAGAUCGAACUGAAAAUAUAAGGAGGGUUGGGGAGGUGGCAAAGCUCUUUGCAGAUGCUGGUAUGAUAUGCAUUGCUAGUCUGAUAUCACCAUACAGAAAAGACCGGGAUGCUUGCCGUGCAAUGUUGCCAGAUUCAAAUUUUAUUGAGGUUUUCAUGAACACUCCUCUAUCAUUGUGCGAGUCAAGAGAUCCUAAAGGCCUUUACAAGCUUGCACGUGCUGGAAAGAUCAAAGGUUUUACCGGCAUAGAUGAUCCAUACGAACCACCUUUGCAAUGUGAGAUAGAAUUACAGCAGAUAGAUGGAGUCUGCCCCACACCAACUGCUAUGGGUGGGCAAGUAGUGUCUUACUUGGAAGAGAAAGGAUACCUGGAAGAUCAGUGAUGGACUCCACCAAUUCUGCUCUGUCUGUGUCAUAACGAGUCACUCAGUUCGAGGAUCUCAUCUAAAUAAUAACUCGAACCAGUCUUUAUCUGCAUCAACACCUCCUGGCUACCCAUAUGGCUUUUGGCAGAUUCUAAUUGCAUAGUUUCUAAUUGUGUUUGAAAGCAUGGACUCAUGCCAGGCUAAUUUAUUUUGGUUUUCAAGAUUGACAGAGUUUAGAGAACCUGGCAGGAUGUUGAAUCUGUACACUGUUUCUUUAGGUUCAUACCCAACCGUUCCCAUAGACAAACUCUCUUUCAGAUUCCAUGUCCUCCCAAAUAAACGUGAACUUAUUUUCUUAAGAAAAAUACUUGCAAAAGUUUACAAAAACAAUUUA